AUGAGCGAUCUCAGUACUAAACUCAAUGCACUCAAAGAAUGUUAUAACAACCAGUUGAUCACCUAUGAAGUUUACUGCCAAUAUCAAGAAGAAAUAAUGAGUAAUUGGGCUAAAUCUAACUUGUCAACUACAAUAGUAGAAGAUAAGUCUAAUGAGAAAUCAUUUUGGAAGAGAAUGUUUGAAGCUGCAAGUCAGUGCCUCAAAUUUGUUGUCUGUGAACUCAUUGGCCCCAUUCUCAAGCAUGUGGUUAUUGCUCUUAUUGACAAUAAA
Messenger RNA from Dentiscutata erythropus, 270 nucleotides. NCBI's taxonomy places the organism in Eukaryota, Fungi, Glomeromycota, Glomeromycetes, Diversisporales, Gigasporaceae. The record is from the annotation of a GenBank genome assembly.